Molecule: messenger RNA, 3258 nt
Organism: Parnassius apollo (apollo)
Lineage: Eukaryota; Metazoa; Arthropoda; Insecta; Lepidoptera; Papilionidae
Source: the annotation of a GenBank genome assembly
AUGCAACAACGACGCCCAAUAUUCAAUAGGCCGUUACAUACGCAGCAGUUCAACGUUCCCGGCAUUGGAGAGAUCAACCUUAGUUUCCUACCGUCGCCACAAAACAACGUCAACUUGCUUUUCGAUAAAAACCAGAAGACCGGGAUGAGCGGAGAGAUUAAACCUCAACAGCUCGUCGAUGGUCAAACACAAGUAGUCCAGCAGCAAAUAAGCAUGUCCCAGCACGAGCCCACGCAGCAGCAUCAUCAGACAGUAACCGUUGUAUCUUCCAUGCCGAGCAGUAUGGCCCAGCACCAGGUACAGCAGCAGCAGCAGCAGCAAGCUAGCGGAAUUCAGCAGCAAUCCGGAGCAGGAAUUUCUACCAUGCCACCGCUACAAAGCCUGCCACAACAUACACAACAUCCACAACAGAUAAGUGCCGAAUGGGGUCACAGCCGGGUGCAGGUGAUCCAGCAGCCCCUGCAGAACAGCACUUACCUUCAGCAACUGUACAACACUCAAGGCCCGCUAAUCAUGCCCGGGAAUAUAGCCCUGCACCCCGGUAUCAACUCUCAGCAAAUUCAGGUCAUAGCGGCCGGGAAGCCAUUCCAGGGUAAUCAGCUCGCGCCGCACAUGCUUACCACCCAAGGAAAACAGGUCUUACAAGGUCAAGCAGCGCCGUUCCCGGGGUACACCACUAUCCCGGCCAUCCCGACCACGCAGAACCAGACAUUCGUGUUCAGUCCACUGGGCGUCAUAAACUCCCAGCCGAGUAUAAUACCUGCCCAUUCCCAGCCCACUGUAUCUGGGAUAGGCCAGCAACAGAAGCAGACUGAGAUGCACAAGGUGAUGAGCGGUGGCAAGAUGUCGGGGAGUAAAGUCGGCGGUGGAGGCGCUGGUGGAGGGCAAACCAUUCCCGUGCAAGCUCAGUGCGUGCAAGUCUCUCAGCCUGUUCUCGGUGCACAGCAGCCUACUCAAGCACAGAUCAUCAGCCCAUUACAGUGUUCGGUGAUUCCGCAGACCGGUGGGCAGACAAUGCAGUUCGCACCGUGGCAGAUUUCCGGCGCACUCCCGCAAGUGUGGACUGGGGGAUUGCAAGCCGGUACCUUGCCAGCGGGAGGCCUGCUCGCCCCCAAUCCCAUUUUUAUAAGGGGAACACAACCCGACGCUCCGCCCUCUAUGUUCAUACAACAUUCUCCGCAGAACACUGUGCAGCAUAACAAUGCAAGUGUCGCGUGCGCUACGGGAAGCACAGCGAAGCCCCGGGCCUCAUCAGAAGGCAUGGCGAAGACGCCGCGUCCGCUUUCAAACAUAUUGCCCUCAGGCGGGAUAAGACCGGCUUCUUCGGUCUCCACUCAAACUAAUGCAAAUCAGGCCCAAAACCAGACCAAACAUCGGGGCAAGCCAGGCGUAAGAUCGCCAGCUCCGACCGCUAAACAAGAUGCAGCCAACCAGACCAACAAGAUGCAGCAUCAGAUGCAACAGCACAAGCAACCGCUUUUGGUUAUGAACUCCAGCGGUCAAAUGACACAAAUAACAAGCGUUCAAGACAAGCAGCCUACCAACAAGAACAUGCAGCAACAAGCCAUUAUGCAGCAACAUUCUAUGCAGCAACAACAACAGCAGCAGCAACAGCAGCAAAAACAGCAGCAGCAGCAACAGCAGCAGCAGCAGCAACAGCAGCAGCAGCAGCAGCAACAACAACUUAUCCAUCAACAGCAAACGCAGCAAAUUGUCCAGCAUUAUCAACAGCAAGGCAUGACUCUGGGCAUGCAGCAAGGCCUACCAGUGGGUUCAGUCUCCCAAACUCUGCCCAUGACCGGGAUGCCACCAACCAUAUCAAUGGUACAACAGAUACACCCGCUUGGUGGUAUGGCCCAGCCGGGUACUCUAGUUGGGCAGAUCAACACAAAUCAAGCCGGUCAGAAUGCCUCCAUCGCACAGGUUCAGAACAUGCAGCAGCAGCCUCAGACAUUGGUGGGAAGCGGCUUAGUCCAAACAUCUGUUGGCAUGGCCGUACAGCAACAAACCACCCUCAACCACUCCACACCCAUGCAAACGGUAUCAGCAAAUAGUCUUGGUUCGCCUCAGCUGACUCUUCAAGCGACCCAGGGUACCGUAGGCUUAAUAGCGGCGCCCGUUCAAGGCUCUGUUUUGCCUCUACAGCCCCAAGCUACCCUCGUUGCUCACGUGAAGAGCGAAGAUGAUAAGGGUCAGCAAAUGGCUGCUCAGGCACCAGUGGUGCAACAAAUAGCCCCCCAGCCAAUGGUGCAAACUGAAGUUACUCCGGAAGCGACUGCUUCGAUCGCAACAGGCUUCACUGCGGGUAGCACUGCUGCUGCUAACGUUUCUUCUGCUGCUACCACCACAACUUCGACUGCUGCCAUUGAUUCCACUAUAUCCACUAGCACUUCUACGAUUGGAGCUGUAACACCAACGGAGUCCAAAUCGAGCCCCUUAAAGUCAGAUUUACAAGCAAGCAAUGAUACCAACGCAGCCACUUCCGUCACCUUAGUGUCAACUUCGACCACUCCAGUGCCCAGCAGUGCUCAACAAACCACGCCUGUAGCCCCACAGGUGGUAACGACUGUGGCAUCAUCGUCGUCGGUGGCAACGGCAACCACGGCUGUGGCAGCACCUGUAGCAGCUGGCCCUGCUCCAUUGUUCAAGAGUUCUCAGUGUGCGCCGCGCCAUAUCAACCAGCAAGCUGCACACGACAAAGGGUUACCGAAGGCGAUGGUGAAACCCAACAUCCUGACACACGUUAUCGAAGGUUACGUGAUCCAAGAAGCCGGGGAACCCUUCGCAGUAAACAGACCUCUUCGUGAAUGGGUCGCCUCUGACAAAGAACAGGAUAAAGAAAACAAACUGCCGUCGCCUGAUGAGCCACCACGAAAGAAGCAGAUGUUGGACAAUGGCAGCAAUCUAGCUCGUAUCAGCUCGAGUAUGGAGAGUAGCGAGGCAGCGGCCGCACAGCAUGGAACAAAGCAGGAGUCCAUUUCAGACUCCACCCAAGACGAUACGGCUCAGCCCAAGAUACCCAACGCCAAUAAAUGGAGCGUGGCGGAAGUAUGCGAUUUCAUCCGCAAUAUUCCCGGGUGCGCUGGAUACGCGGAUGAGUUCCUCAUGCAGGAGGUGGACGGAGAGGCGCUGCUCCUUAUCAGGCCUGAGCACCUAGUUAUGGCGCUCUCCAUGAAGCUAGGGCCGGCGCUCAAGAUCGUCGCCUGCAUAGAUUCGCUACGUCCCGACAACGACCAACCCAAUAACGAUCACGACUGA